ACGGCACCAUGAUAUAUUCACAAAGGACAAAGAGAAAUAGAAAUUCAAGAGGAAUAAUAAAUCACUCGUAUUUUGCGAAUAACUUUCAAUGCUGGUGGAAAUGUCAUACAUUGUACAGUAGACAUAAAAAGAAGCUACAAUUCGUUACGAAACAGUGACACUAAUGACAUGGAUUUCCAAAAUGUGAAUCCGCUAAAUGUACGGCUGAACUUGGUGUCCGGCAAUUUGUUACCAAUGACCGCCGACAAUUCGUCGUUUCCGAUAUUUUGGAAAAUAUACAGCGUUCUGGUAUGGCUGCUCGAAAUAGUGCAAACAUGCGUGUUAGUCCCCGGGUGUAUUUUUGUGCCGAAAGAAAAGGCUCUGAAAGAUGGUCUAAUCGGUAUUGUGGUUACUAUGGAAGUGAUAUCUACAAUCAUACGAAUUCACGCAUGUAGAGGACUGGUGCAGCAAUUAAUUCAGAAACUGAAUGACAUUCUGAGCGUGGAGGACGAAAUGAUGAGGAGUAUAGUGACAACGACUAUAAAAUCGAUGGAGAUUCCCCUUAAGUUUUACUGGUCGGCCGGCGUGACGUCCAUAGUACUGUGGAGUAGUUCACCGUUUGUAGUGGCCUUUCAAAAAAAUUUCUUUUUCUACGUAGAUUACAGGAUGCCAGUUGUCUACUCCAAAGAGCCAUUCACGACCGGUAUCUUUGUGUUUGGAAGUAUCAUCGUGCUGAUGAGCAGCGCGUAUAUUUUUACGAAGAAAGUCGGCGUGGAAAGCUACGUAAUAAAUGUGAUGUUGCUGAUAACGGCACAAUAUAAAUACACCGCGUUAAAACUGUCUAUGAUAUUUCAAGAUAGAUUGCUUCAGAGUGAUGAUCAUAGCGAAUUUAAUAUAAAGAAAUGUUAUCUUAAUGCAGAAGAAAAAAUAAAUUAUUACGUAGAAGAAAAAAUAAAAGCUUUAUGUCGGCAUCAUAAUGCGAUCAUUCACAUAAUGGUAAUGCUAAGAAAACUACUGUCUUUAAAUAUCAGUUUAAUAUAUUUAAUAAACGUUUUUCGGUUCUGCUGUAUUGCUAUUAUGAUGAUUUCAAUACCGUCAGUAACUUUGUGGGAAGGAUUAUCGCUUAUACCGUACGCAGUCGGUGGAGUUGUGGAGCUUUAUAUACUAUGUUAUUGUGUGCAACAGUUACUAGAUGCGAGUGCUGAAAUAACGGAUAAUGCAUUUCACGAAGGAUGGUACCAAUAUGGAAAGUCCAUAAAACGUACAUUUAUGUUUAUGAUAAUGUCUAAUAAUUUAGAUAUUAAACUGUCAACGUUUGGAAAGUACAAUUUAUCUUUAUCUUCAUUUAUGGCGAUUUUAAAUCAGUCAUAUUCAAUCGCGCUUUUGCUAUUAAGAACUUAAGGAAUGCGUUGUUGCACAGAUUUUAUACAUAAAAAUAAUAUUACAAUGUACAAUGUAUUUAGCUUAGCAAUUGAUUAAGAAUUUAAAUAAACAGUAAGCAAAUACUAGUAUAAAAUGUAGAUUUCACUGUGACAAA
Temnothorax curvispinosus is the source of this 1516-nucleotide messenger RNA. Its product is annotated as odorant receptor 67a-like. Gene Ontology annotation, biological process: sensory perception of smell; detection of chemical stimulus involved in sensory perception of smell. Bases 169 to 1380 code for a protein of 403 amino acids. Gene Ontology annotation, molecular function: odorant binding; olfactory receptor activity. The record is from RefSeq and is a predicted model, not a curated record. The transcript has 7 exons. Gene Ontology annotation, cellular component: plasma membrane. NCBI's taxonomy places the organism in Eukaryota, Metazoa, Arthropoda, Insecta, Hymenoptera, Formicidae.